GAGAAACAGCAAGUCAAACCGCCUCGCAGAUCCAUCAGGGAUAGGUCUCGAUAGCCACUCGAGAAGUUCCAAGUGCCGGCAAUCUUAAGGUGACUUGAUCUUCCGAGCUGAUUGUACUUGGGUGAUAAUUACACGCUGAGAGGAAAAAUCUGUGGCGGAGAAUCCCCAUCGAUUUGGGUUUCUUAUCUCCAGAGAGUGAGAACUAUCAAACGGUUAUAAAAACGAGUCUCAGCCAGAAUAUCUCCCAGUUCAAACUGCAGCACUGAGACAUCAACACGCUGAUAAGGCGAUUUCGAACGCGGAACUAAUCUGCUCACACAAUUAUUUCAGUGAAUUCUUAUUCGCAUUCCUUCCAAACGCAUCAAGGAGUUAUCAGAGAACUGGGAUCAUGCCUGAGAAACAAGUGGCACGUGUAAUUGGCAACCUGGAGGAUUUUGAGCAUAAUUUACCUGGAUAUCUGAAUUCUGCAUACCCAGUUGCCGUACUCCUGGAUUACGAUGGCACCCUGGCUCCAAUUGCGGCUAAUCCGGCGAAUACCAAAAUGCCUGUGGAACUGGAGGCCAUACUGCACAAGAUAGCUAAGCAUCCCAAAGUUUUUCUCGCAGUGAUCUCGGGUCGCGGGCUCAAAGAUGUGCAAAAACAAGUAAACAUCGAUGGCAUUACCUAUGCUGGAAAUCACGGACUGGAAAUCGAGUACCCCGAUGGCUCCAGACACGACUACGAGCUGCCCACAGAGAUCCAGAAGAACUACACAGACAUGGUUAGGGAGCUCAAGGAAAAGGUGGAGAGGAACGGAGCUUGGGUCGAGGAUAAGAAGGUAUCACUCACCUAUCACUACAGAGAUACGCCCGUAGCGCUGAAGGACCAGCAAAAGCAGCUGGCUCUGGAGAUCUGCAAGAAGUUUGGAUUCUGCGCGAAUCAGGCCCAUGAAGCCAUCGAAGCUAAGCCCCCAGUAAAUUGGAACAAGGGAGAGGCUGCCCUCUAUAUUCUUAAGCAGAAAUUCGGGGAAGAUUGGUCGCAGCAAGUCAGUGUGGUCUUCGCUGGCGAUGACACCACCGAUGAAGAUGCCAUGAGAGUGCUCAGGGGCUUGGGUCGCUCCUUUAGAAUUUCGGCAGAUGCCCAGAUCCAGACUUAUGCGGAUUUCCGAUUGCCCAACCAGGCUGUGAUGACCGAUCUUCUCAAAUGGAUAGCUAAUGUGUACGUUUCCUAGAUGUAAUCGAAUUUAGAAAAGCUGAAAAGUUUUAACUGUAAUUUGUUGAUUUUUUACAUUUAUUACAAUUUGAAAUUCUGUUUCUGCAUAAGCAAUACUGGAAUUGGAUAUACCAUUCAUGUAUGUGAUUAGUUAGUGGAAUUAGAAUAAAAUACCUGUUUUUAAUCUACUCAUUAGUUGUCCCUGGAGUAAUGAAAAAGGGUAACAAGUGACAUAAUUAAUCAUGAGGCUUGAAAUUAAAAUUACAUACUCACCAACACCUGCAUUCAGCGGCAAAUAAAUAUUUGUUGUAUUCAAGA
Molecule: messenger RNA, 1509 nt
Organism: Drosophila erecta
Lineage: Eukaryota; Metazoa; Arthropoda; Insecta; Diptera; Drosophilidae
Product: probable trehalose-phosphate phosphatase C
Exons: 3
Coding region: 389-1210 (273 amino acids)
Biological process (GO): trehalose biosynthetic process
Molecular function (GO): trehalose-phosphatase activity
Source: RefSeq, a predicted model, not a curated record